GGGUUAGAUCUGAAAUGUUAUUUGAGACUGCGAAACCAGCUGAUCAUGAUCGCGAUCAGGUUUAGCGUUCGAAACCGAGUCUGACCUAAUUUAGCCUACUUCCUUGUACCGAAACAUGAUCGAUUAGAUGGUACUCAAUACACUAUCGUCGAAACGUUGAACAAAAUGAGGUUACUCAAAUUGAUUCAUGAGGUGAAAUGUCGGGGUGUUUGGCACUGAGUAGCAGGGUGAUGGUCCAUAUUACACAAGAUAAAGGAAACUGAUUCAAUAUCGGAGAACAUACAUACAGUCUUUGUAAUAUUUGGAAUAUUAGAUUUAGAGAACAUCUCAGAAACAAUGAUAUGUCAAACAGAAAACGCAUAUUUGUGGUAGUAUCAGGGGCGAUCGUGAUAAGCCUACUGAUCGUAACGGUAGCAAUGUGCUCUAUAUAUUCAAGGGAUAUUUUAUCUGACUGUCAAAAAGACUUCGAGGAAACUGUAUGUACGGUACAGGCAAGUCAUUAUCCUGACAAACAAAAAUGGAUUCCAUGUAAAAAAUGCGACGGUGAAAGAACAAUUGCGAAUGGGAAUAAUGAGAAUGGUCACCAUACAGACACAGGGUGUAUUACCUCUAGUUUCCCAUGUUUAAAUGUUGAUGUCGUGUACCACAGACAUUCGGGGGAGCAGGUUAAAGCAUUGAUGUUCGAAACAUAUAUGCAACUCGAUACUUAUCCAGAGUGCUCAACGAAUAUAUGCUACGAGCAAGAGCAAACGAAUUCUUUAUGGAUAGACGAACAGAGACUAUAUUGGGACAGGCGGAUAACUACUGACGUUAUUUGUUACGUUAACCCUUUCAACGCCAGCCAGGUCGUUCUUGAGCGAUAUGACACAGCGGAUAUACCACUCUGGUCGGCUAUAGUCCCAGGAGUUUUACUUUUUGCAGCAUUGAUUGUUGUCGUGUUUGUAUAUCGCAAGUGGAACAAUUUACCAUGCACAGCGUCUUCCGGUUUGCCUGACUCUACGCUGCCACGUAUGGCUUCAAAGGACAGUUUUGAUUCCGUGUAUAGCAUCAUUGAUCAACCUUCAGUGAAAUAUUAGAGUUCUUGCAUGACUUACUUGAUCAAUAUGAUACCCAGCUCUAUAUCAGCUUCAGUGAGCGCACGAACCUUCGAUACCAUGAUGUGAAUUCUACUUCCCUUACCUUGUAAUUUUUAUGGUGGGAGGAAUUUGUUGGGUAAACGCACAGACUUGAUGCGAGACUGGUGAUUAUAAAGCCGUUGUUGUAAAAAUAUAAGCGCGGCGAGACGAGAAGUACAGUGAAAGUACAGUGAAACCUGUAAGGUGGGACUUGGGACACCUCUUGAAGCGAAACACCUCUGUUUUCAGAGUACCAAGACCAACUGACUUUAAUGUUAAAUGAACUUUUGUAAGCGGAACACCUCCA
Messenger RNA from Owenia fusiformis, 1422 nucleotides. The record is from the annotation of a GenBank genome assembly. Lineage: Eukaryota; Metazoa; Annelida; Polychaeta; Sabellida; Oweniidae.